Penicillium paradoxum is the source of this 2877-nucleotide messenger RNA. RefSeq lists its product as uncharacterized. Lineage: Eukaryota; Fungi; Ascomycota; Eurotiomycetes; Eurotiales; Aspergillaceae. Gene Ontology annotation, molecular function: nuclear export signal receptor activity; small GTPase binding. The transcript is spliced from 8 exons. The record is from RefSeq and is a predicted model, not a curated record. The coding region runs from base 1 to 2877 and encodes 958 amino acids. Gene Ontology annotation, cellular component: nuclear envelope; cytosol. Gene Ontology annotation, biological process: protein import into nucleus; protein export from nucleus.
AUGGCGGAGGGUCUUGGAGCUCUGCUAGAGGCAAGCUUGGAUCCCAGGCAGAAUAAGGCCGCCGAGAUUACCCUUCGUCAGGAAGAACAGAAGCCCGGUUUCUCACUACAGCUUCUUCAUAUUACUGCAUCGGAGGCUACGCCUUACAACACACGCCUCGCUAGUGCUCUAUGCUUUAAGAAUUUCAUCAAGCGGAACUGGACGGACGAGGAUGGAAACUACAAGCUGCAGGAGGAAGAGGUUGUGACUCUGAAGCGCGAACUGAUCUCCUUGAUGAUCUCGGUUCCUCCUGGUAUCCAGAGUCAGUUGGGUGAGGCUGUCAGUGUGAUCGCCGACAGUGAUUUCUGGGAGCGAUGGGAUACCUUGGUUGAUGACCUUGUUUCCAAGCUGUCACCGGCCAACCCUACCGUUAAUAUUGGCGUGUUGCAAGUCGCACACUCCAUUUUCAAGAGAUGGAAGCCUUUGUUCCAGUCUGAUGCACUUUACACCGAGAUCAACCAUGUCCUUAGCAAAUUCGGUACUCCGUUCCUGGCCCUUUUUGAGGCACUGGACAACUAUCUUGAACAAAACAAGACCAACAAAGAGAACCUAGCGCAGGGUUUCACCCAGCUUAAUCUGAUGGUCAAGCUGUUUUACGAUCUCUCCUGCCACGAUCUCCCCCCCAUGUUUGAGGACAAUAUCGCUGCGAUCGCCUCAAUUUUCCUCAAAUAUCUGACUUACGAUAACCAAUUGCUACACACCGAUGAUGAGACGGAAGCCGGUCUGUUGGAAUACGUUCGGGCCGGAAUCUUUGAGGCUCUGACUCUCUAUGUGCAGAAGUACAUGGAUGCGUUCCAUCCUCAUGUCGAGCAGUUCAUUCAGAGCUCGUGGAAUUUCCUUACCACUAUCGGCCAGGAGACCAAGUAUGAUAUUUUGGUCAGCCGAGCACUGCACUUCUUGACGUCUGUCGCAGGCAUGCCCGAGCAUGCUGCUGCUUUCCAGGCAGAGGAAGUUUUGGGUCAAAUUGUUGAAAAGGUCAUCCUGCCGAAUGUGAGCCUUCGCGAGUCCGAUGAGGAACUCUUUGAGGAUGAGCCAAUUGAAUUCAUUCGACGGGACUUGGAAGGGUCUGACAGCGAGACCAGGCGCCGAGCUGCCACCGAUUUCCUCCGCAAGCUGGCAGAGAAAUUCGAGGAGUCUGUUACUGGAGUUGUUCUGAAGUAUACCCAGCACUAUCUGGCCGAGUAUGCUAAGGAUUCCUCCAACUGGAGAGCCAAGGACACCGCGACUUAUCUUUACUCUGCCAUUGCCGCCAAAGGUACUGCUACCUCCUCGCACGGUGUCACUGCUACCAACCAGUUGGUUAGUAUCACGGAUUACUUCCAGCAGAAUCUCGCCGCAGAUCUGAUCAAUGAGGAUGGCGUUCACCCUAUUCUGAAGGUCGACGCCAUCAAGUAUCUGUAUACUUUCCGCAGUAUCAUCACCAAGGAACAGUGGCAACAGGUUCUCCCCGUGCUGGUAAAGCACCUGGCAUCAUCUAACUUUGUUGUCUACACUUACGCUGCAAUUGCUUUGGAACGAGUACUUUUCUUGAGUGACAGCCAGGGACAGCCAGUUAUUCCCUCCAGCGAAAUCACACCGCUUGCUAAGGACCUGUUGGAACAUAUCUUCCAGUUGAUCCAGCGGGAUCCAGCCCCUGAAAAGGUGCAAGAGAACGAGUUCUUGAUGCGUUGCGUGAUGCGUGUUUUGGUUGUGAUCAAGGAGGGUGUUGUGCCUUUCACUGAUGUCGUGCUCCAGCGUUUCAUCACCAUCACCCAGAUCAUCAGCGGGAACCCGAGUAAUCCCCGAUUCUACUACUUCCACUUCGAAGCCAUGGGCGCCUUCAUCCGGUACGCUGCUCCCGCCAACCCAGACAAGCUCGAGCAGGCUCUUUACGCGCCUUUCGCUGGUAUCCUCCAGAAUGACGUGCAGGAAUUCAUUCCCUACGUUUUCCAACUCUUCGCGGCGCUGCUUGAGGCAAACCCAUCCGCCACCCUCCCAACCUAUUACCAGGAGCUUAUUGGCCCUAUCCUGAUGCCUGUCAUGUGGGACUCGAAGGGCAAUAUUCCUGCCUUGGUCCGGCUACUUUCCUCGAUCAUUCCUCGUGGUUCGCAGUACAUUGCAGAGCAUAACCAGAUCGAGCCCAUUCUUGGUAUUUUCCAGAAGCUGGUUUCCACCAAGGCCAACGAGAGCUUUGGGUUUGACCUCCUGGAAACCGUUGUUGCUAAUUUCCCACCAACUGCCCUUCAAAACUACUUCAAGAUGAUCAUGCAGAUUAUCCUUCAGCGGCUGCAAAACUCCAAGACAGAGAACCUGACUCUCCGCUUUGUUCGCUUCUUCCACUUCCUCUCGGCUCAGGACGACAAGGGCUACAGUGCCGACUUCAUCGUCCAGGUCACCGACGAGGUCCAGGAUGGACUUUUUGCCCCCAUCUACAUCAAUGUUAUCCUACCUGAAACCCAGAAACUUGCCCGGCCUUUGGAUCGCAAGACCGCUAUAAUUUCCUUCACCAAGACCCUUGCCAAUUCGCAGGCGUUUGCCACUCGCUACAGUCAGAAGGGAUGGGGAUUCACCUGCACAGCCUUGCUUAAGCUCCUCGAGCUCCCCCCGCUGCCUACCACCACAGACGUUAUUGUUGAAGCUGAUGUCGAGGACAUGUCUUUCGGUGUUGGCUUUACUGCUCUGAACACCAUCCGUGCUCAGCAGAAGGAUCCAUGGCCUGAGACUGGUGCCGACCUCAAGGUUUGGGUGAAGACAUACCUGAAAGAUGCUGAUAAGAAGCAGAGUGGCCGUGUGUCACAGUUUGCCCAGGAGCGUCUUGACGCCGAGACGAAGACUGUGUUCGCAAGCUAUAUCUCUUAA